GGUGGGUUGCCUCACACUUGGAGGGUAGGGCAUUGGGCACUUCCUUCUUUUAGAGAGAGAGAGAGAGAGAGAGAGAGAGAGAGAGAGGAGGUCCUAAUCAGAAAGGUUGAUGGAGCAACAGCUGAACCCAUUAGCUGUUACACAUCUCCUUCAACAGACUUUGAGAAGCUUGUGUAUUCAUGAAAACUCUCAAUGGGUUUAUGCUGUGUUCUGGAGGAUCUUGCCUCGAAAUUACCCACCACCAAAAUGGGAUGUGCCAGGAGGAGUUUAUGACAGAUCAAGAGGAAACAGGAGGAACUGGAUACUAGUUUGGGAAGAUGGGUUCUGCAAUUUUGCAGCUUCAACUGCCGAGAUUGAGUCCGGCGAUUCCCCAGGCUCAUCAGUAUAUGGGAACUAUGAAUUCCAACACCUCAAAGGCCUGCAACCUGAGCUUUUCUUCAAGAUGUCCCAUGAAAUCUACAACUAUGGAGAAGGUUUGAUUGGAAAAGUGGCCUCAGAUCACAGCCAUAAGUGGGUAUUCAAGGAGCAAAGUGAUCAAGAAACCAACUUCCUUUCUGCAUGGCAUAACCAAGGAGACUCAUAUCCAAGGACAUGGGAAGCUCAAUUUCAGUGUGGCAUUAAGACCAUUGCUUUGAUUGCAGUCAGAGAAGGUGUCGUUCAAUUAGGAUCACUUCACAAGGUGAUGGAAGACCUGAAUUAUGUUGUUCUACUGCGAAAGAAGUUCAGUUAUCUUGAGAGCAUUCCCGGUGUUCUCCUACCACAUCCAUCAUCUUCAACAGCAUUCCCCUUCAAGGUCGAGGGAUGCAGUUCUGCAGACUGGCCAGUCAAUCCAGCACUAGCUGCACCGGCAAUGACUGCAACGGAAUUUUACAAUCAGUACGGUCAGCCAAUAAAGAUCACUCCAUCCAUGAGCAGCCUUGAAGCACUUCUCUCAAAGCUCCCAUCAGUGGUGCCCUCACAAUCUCCAUCUUCAUCUGGAUACUGUGACACAACACCACAGCAGCUUCAUCUUCUAUCAUCACACCAGCCACCAUCCUCGUCCGGAUACUGUGAAUCAGCAUCGCAUCUUCUAUCAUCACAACAGCCAUUGGAAUUGAUGAUAGGAACAGAGAAGGUAGCCAAGGAAGAGAGAGAUGAGGAAUAUGGACAAGGGAGAGAGAUAAGUGAGGGUAGCAGUUCCAUGUCAUUGUAUCAUCACCAUUAUUCUAGUCAUAAUAGUUAUAACCAGCAACAACGUUACCAUCACCACAACCCAAACAAGGAACUUUAACUGAUUCCUGGAUUGUGUGGACAAGUUAGCCGUCCAUCUCUAACCUGUUGUUCUAAUUUUAGCCUCGUUGUGUUUCUUUUUAGCCAUCCUCAUGCUGAAGACUCUCUUACUACAUAGUGAACCUUAUGUCUCCUACCAAGUUUGUAUUCAGUGAACUCAUUCUGAUA
Messenger RNA from Macadamia integrifolia, 1437 nucleotides. Its product is annotated as protein RICE SALT SENSITIVE 3-like. The coding region runs from base 110 to 1270 and encodes 386 amino acids. NCBI's taxonomy places the organism in Eukaryota, Viridiplantae, Streptophyta, Magnoliopsida, Proteales, Proteaceae. The record is from RefSeq and is a predicted model, not a curated record. The transcript is spliced from 7 exons.